GCGCGGGAAAUGUUAAGAAUCAUUCUCCGGUAAAAUUAGUGAAAAAUAGUGAAAAACGUAUGUUUUCCUCGGUAAAAGUUCGCGAAAAACGAUGCGGGGCAUUCGGAAGUGUGUCCACUGCGGUGCUCUGAACGGGAAUCGAGCCCAGCUCUGCCGGAACAUCGAGUGUCCGCAGCGCAGAAAUGUUCUUGACGCCGUCCAAUUGGUGUCUCUGCGGCCAGGAUCCACGGUUUACUCGCUGCGAUCCAACGAGAAGGAGCAGCAGCCGCGAAACUUUGUGGUUAUACAGGAGGUGACAGUGUCCCUGCAGCCGGAUGCGGCAGUGGUGUCCAGCAAGGCGCUGUGCUACGCGGAGUCCUGCUACAAGGGCGGCGUAAAAGCCACCGAGGACUGCGUGCACGUCAAGACCUGCCGCGAUCUGGGCCCGGAGUUUCCCAAGGCCCAGGCCUACAGUGUGUCCCGCGAGGUGCUGUGGAAUCUGAACAUCAGCCAGGAGCAGAAGCAACAGCUCUGGCAGCUGUACAAGUACGCCGAGGAGCAGGAGCACCUGCCGGCUGUUCAGCGACUAAACGCCACCACCUUUGUGGUCAAGUGCGAACGGUCCGAGUCCUGUCCAGCUGCUCGACUGCACGUCACCGCCCUGGCCAAUGGCUCCAAGAGGAAGCCGGGGGCCAGCUAUGCCUGCGCCUGCCGGAAACUGAAGAUUAUCGUGGAGCCGGACAACUCUCUGGUGAUGCAGGACGAGAUCUGCGACCACCUGCUGCUCGUCCUGGCGGGCAUCCUAAGCUCACCGCACGGCAAACGUUUAUACGGACACUUCACCAGCGGCCUGCAGUCCUUCUGGAUGCCCUCGCAGCUGGAGACACCUCUCGGAGAUGGCGCUGCCGAGGAUCUGCGCUUGAGCCUGCACAUGGAGGACGAUGACUUUGAUCCUCAGGUGGACAUUCUGGUCUUUGGCGAUCAGCUGGAUCUUCCCCUGCCAGAUCUGUCCGACGGCGCCUUCAACCUUGACAACAUGCAAGCGGCGGCCACCACCAGUCACAGCAAUUCGAACCAAGCCACCAGCAAUGCCCUCAUCCACUACGCCAACGACUCGCAGCUGCUGUCGAACUGCGAUGUCUAUGCGGAGCCCAUUGAGCUCACGGAUUGCAACAUCGAGCUGAUGGACCAGUUUCAGCCAACGGAUCAGAUUGAUCUGAGCAGCGAGGACAUUGAGCUGCCGCUAAUCAGUGAGCCGUACAACAUUUUGGCCGCUCCACCCAUCUUUUCGGAGGCCUCGCCUGCGGUGGUAACCGAUCAGCUGCCAAUUGAGUUGGCUACCAUAGCGAUGGUUAAGAAGGCGGCUCCUGUCAAAGCCUCGGAGAUCGUGACAGAAGUAAAGUCGAGGAAACAACCGCCCCUGCCGGCCAAAAGAGCGCUAAUUGUGAAUAAGCCAGAUCAGACUCAGGUCCUGGAUACUCCCUGCUUGGAGGCAUCCGUACAGCCGGCAUUGGCGUACUCCGCUUGGCUGGAUCAUGUGGUUGAGCUGCUCAAUGAAUCACUUGAGCCCCAGGCAACACCUCAGGCGGGGAUCACAAAACGAUUGGUGCAACAAAGCUUUCACGUGCACAAGGACACCUUUUCGCACUUUUGCAAGUGCUUCAGUGCGGGAAUUAAGCGUCGUCCUUUGGAUAAGGUAACUGUGAUAGAAUCGGGCCGAUAUAAAGGUCUUACCAAAUACACCUGGCAUUUUACAACCUCGCACACCGUCAAGCGCAUCUUCAGCACGGGGAAUAUUGAACUGCAGUUGGUGCGUGCCUUUGAACGUCAUCCGGAUGGAGAACACUUUGUGCCCUAUGUGCGUCCACCGGUUAGCGAGGGUUCGGGUAAAAAGCGCCUGACUUAUGCCACUCUGAGGCUGUACAUGGCGAAAAUUAUCUUUGAAAUGGCACCAAAAGAGCAGGCAGGGAAUGGAGUGUUACUCACUUGGACACCGGAUGUUUUGCCCCGCAGCCAUUUCGGGCUGAUGCAAGUGGAAUUCGUUGUGGAAACACAAGCGCCCAGCUAAGAGAUGAAGCAUUGGUUGUCAGUAUGAGAAUUUACAAGCCUGCUAGAGCGUAUAUAUAAGUAUUACCUUAGCCUAAGUCGGGUUUUAGUGCCUAAGAAACAUAAAUCUCAGAAAAAAUUGGUCAUUAGUUGGUUGGUUAAUAUGUAGAGCCGCCAAUUUUGGCUGGUAACAGCUGACAAAUGCUUGGAUUGGAAAUGCACUCUCGCAUUGAUAAGAUCAGGAUCGAAGGGAUAGAAACCCAUCAACUGUGCAUCAACCAGUAGUAGUCUCUGACUACAUUCGAUUGGGAUAAAUCUAAGAGGAAACUGAAGGACCUUUUGUUGACAUUUCGUUUCGUUCAUUUACAUAAUCAGUAUACCAUGAUUAUUCAAGUUAAAGUGUACAAAAAACCAGUCUUUAAAACAUGUUUCUUUAUCGUUUCUUUCAUACGCUUAUCUCUUCAUUUUUCAUUCUACAUAUAAAAUGUAAAAAUAUUUACUAAUUCACUUGCUCUCUAUGCUUGGCCUGUGUGUGGUGCCUGCCUGGUUUUAAACUCCAUUUAAUUGGUUUUUCAAAUCGAAUAGAUUUAUAACUCCCACACACAGGCCUUCAGCUAUGGCAAUUCAGAGUGCGAAGCUUUAAUAUUUAAUAUUUAUCCCACAUAUGAGGCUAUCUUUAAGAACUGUACAGG
This is a messenger RNA of Drosophila serrata, 2717 nucleotides long. RefSeq lists its product as uncharacterized. Gene Ontology annotation, cellular component: nucleus. NCBI's taxonomy places the organism in Eukaryota, Metazoa, Arthropoda, Insecta, Diptera, Drosophilidae. The record is from RefSeq and is a predicted model, not a curated record.